ACUUAUAUAAGAACGGAGAGGUCAGUAACAUCAUAUUUUAUACAGAAGACCCAGAAGCCUGGCACUCAGCGAUUUAGACAUCAUUACCCCACAGUAAUCAGAAAGGGCAUCAGUAACGGAUGGAAACUGCAGAUCAAAGAAGAGGAUGAUUGAGAUUCAGAUGUCAUGAUAACAGCUAACCUGUACAAAAAUGGGACUGUAAUGAUUCAGGGAAAUCUGAAACUAUUUGAAAAGGACUUCCUCCAAAUUAAAGGAAAAGCUCAACUGAACAAGAUCAGCCCUAAUACACUAAAGCAGGCAGAAGACACCUCCACCUCCACCUCCACCCAUCAAUCCACAAUUGAGCAGUCCAGAGAUGACAGUGAAGAGAUCUCCCUACCACACAACAUCAUCAGUGACAUGAAAGAGAAGUUCAGAGAGAUGGAGCUGGAACUGGUGCAGCUGAGAGAGGAGGUGCAUGGAGUAGCACAGGAGACUGAUCAAACAGGAAAAGAAGAGGAUUGCAGGAAAGAAAUAGCAAUGCUAAAAGAAGAAAUUCAGGAACUGAAAAACCAGAGAGAGGAGUACAACAAACAACUGUAUGUAAUGAAGGAAGAAAUGAGAGAAUUGAGAGAGGACAGAGAGUCCUACAGAAAACAACUGCCAGCUCUGGAGAAGCAGCUAACACAGAGAGGAGAACAGCAAAGCUUAGAGGAGACUCCUCAUCCAACUACCACAGCCAUCAACCCCAACAGCCCUCCUCCAUCUGACUCCAGUCAAACGCAGCCUCAGAUCGUACUCCUCAUGGACUCGAAUGGCAAGUUUGUCGAUGAAAAGAAACUUUCUUCUUUGAUGAGAAGAAAUGUCAAGAAAAUAUGGUGCCCAAACAUACAGAAGGCCUGAAGCUCUUGUGUGAAGAGCAGUUGGGGUCCCCCAGCCACAUUAUCAUCCACACCGGCACCAAUGACCUCAGAGCUCAGCAACAGAGAGUAGCUACAGCUCUUAUUAAUGUAACAGAGAAGGCAUCCUCCAACUUCCCCAACUCACCCUGCUACUGCGCUCCGAUUUCCGACAUCAUCAGGCAUAUAAAUGCAAGAGUGUCUAGAGACUAUGCCCCAAAGCCCAAUGUACACCUGGCUCAGCACCCCACUCUGAAUCUCAGCAGCCUUUAAGACCAUAUCCAUCUCCAUAGAAAGGCAGUCCCCAUCUUUGCUAAGACCCUGAAGGACAUCACACUGCACCGCAGCUCCAGCGCACCGCAGCGAUCUCAUAGACACCCCAUAGGGUCACCCUUCAAAUCACCGCCCCCUCCACCACUUCAACUCUGAGCGGAGAAACCCCAUGACAAGCUCUAUAUUUCCCCCUGGAAAACAUCGCAUGACCAGGCCUGCAGCCCCCUUGCCUUCUCAUUCACAUGAACAUCAGCAGGAGCAACACCCAGGCAGCCGGAGCUAUGCUGAAGCAGCCAGCAGAUCACUGAUCCACUCCAGUACUAGCACAGUCGACAGCCAGCCGGCCUCAUCUCCAUCCAGAGACCUCAGAAACAUCCAGCACAUGCUGACUCUGUUGUGCUCUCACCUCAUGGAGUGAAAAGGUGAAGGUUUCAUGGUGGGCGAGGUCACACGUUCACUGAAGAGCAAGAGACGGCUAUCGUGAAUUUGGUUUUGGCCAAUAAUGCUAUAACAAUUCGCCAAAUACGCAAUCAUAUCCUUAAUGAUGCCACAAUUUUGGCUAACAUAAAUGCUGUGAGCCCCUCAACAAUACAUCGUGUCCUCCAGAAAAAUCAACUGAGAAUGAAACAGCUGUACAGGGUCCCAUUUGAAAGGAACUGUGACAGAGACAAGAACCUUCGACAUGAGUUUGUGGAUAGAAUUUUGGAGAUGGAUGCCCAUGCCAUCGUCCAUGAAUACAUUUAUGUGGAUGAGGUGGGCUUCAAUCUCAGCAAAACCAGAAGGGGGAGAAAUGUCAUUGGACAAAGGGCCAUUGUCAAUGUCCCUGGACAACGUGGCGGAAACAUUACAAUGUGUGCUGCAAUUACACAGAAUGUUGUCCUGCACCAUCAUGCCACACUUGGCCCCUAUAACACUGAUCACAUCAUACAUUUUCUGGAUGCUGUUCAUGAUAUGCUUGUUCAAGGUCUGCAGAAUGAAGACCAGGCAAGAUUUGUCAUCAUCUGGGAUAAUGUCAGUUUUCAUCGCGCCCAUCAGGUCCAAAACUGGUUUGUUACUCAUCCCCAUUUUUCUGUUGUCUACCUGCCUCCAUAUUCACCAUUUCUAAACCCUAUUGAGGAAUUUUUCUCCACAUGGCGCUGGAAAAUGUAUGAUCGUCAUCCCUAUGUCAACAUGACACUUCUCCAGGCAAUGGAGGGGGCAUGUGGAGACACUGACGCUGCCUCUAUCCAAGGUUGGAUACGCCAUACAAGAAGGUUCUUUCCACGGUGUCUGGCAAGAGAGAACAUAGCAUGUGACGUGGAUGAAGUAUUGUGGCCAGACCCAGCCCGGAGGAGAGAUGGAGCCUAGAUACACCCAACCAUCUCGCCCACCAACAAACACACAAACACACACACACACACACCAUUCCUUUGGAAUAAUCACCUUUUUCAAAAUUAUGUUUGGUUUCUGUUCAACUACACAUGGUUGAUGUAUUUCUUUUCUUUCGUGUUUACCGUGAAUUUUUCAACAUCUCUGCCAAUAACUUUCAGUCUUGUACAGAAAUGUACAUAGGAGCUCAUGAAAGAAGAGCUUUAGGUUUUGAAUAACUGUGUGUACAUGAUAUAUCCAAAAAUAUAAUAUUAUGGCAAAGGUGUUUGCAACGUAAGACAAAUGUUUGCUUUUGAGAUGUGUUUGUGAUAUUUUGAAUGCAGUGCUUCAUUUAGCAAGAGAUGUGAGGCAUUUUGCAUUUUGUGUGUGCAAUUCUUGGAUUUGUGUGUAAAGUUAAAAAAAAAAA
This is a messenger RNA of Myxocyprinus asiaticus (Chinese sucker), 2925 nucleotides long. RefSeq lists its product as uncharacterized. The transcript is spliced from 3 exons. The record is from RefSeq and is a predicted model, not a curated record. Gene Ontology annotation, molecular function: nucleic acid binding. NCBI's taxonomy places the organism in Eukaryota, Metazoa, Chordata, Actinopteri, Cypriniformes, Catostomidae. Bases 1773 to 2498 code for a protein of 241 amino acids.